AUGGCUGUUGUUUCGUCGGCAAUUCUAGCCAUGAUUAUAUUGACAUUAUCAUCAACAGUGUCAUCAUACGCUACUGGAUACAGGAAGGUUGAACGAUCACAUCCUUCUACCAGGCGCUUCGCAGACACCCUGACACUAGAACCAUAUGAAAUGAGGUGUUCCUCCAGUAUGGUCUGUGGUUAUGCCGUGUGUGAGUGGAGACAGGAUCUGUUGGAUCCCGAUGAUUCCUGUAACUACCUCUUGAGCACAUGUGUCUGCCCUACUAGACAGUCAUGUGUGCCUACCAACCCCUCUCCUUCAUCAUCCGUACCGGCAUCAGGUUUCAACGUUUUCGAGUAUCACUGUCAAUAA
Molecule: messenger RNA, 351 nt
Organism: Ylistrum balloti
Lineage: Eukaryota; Metazoa; Mollusca; Bivalvia; Pectinida; Pectinidae
Exons: 4
Coding region: 1-351 (116 amino acids)
Source: RefSeq, a predicted model, not a curated record